AUGGCAGACGGCUGGAAUGCGGAGAAGAUAUUUAACUCGACCAUCUACGGUUUUACUUAUGAUGAUCUGAUCCUUAUGCCGGGACACAUCAGCUUCGGUGUGGAAUCCGUUGAUCUGACAAGCCGAUUAACCAGAGGAAUCAGCCUUCGCCUCCCCUUGGUUUCUUCUCCCAUGGACACAGUCACAGAGCACAAGAUGGCCAUUGGCGUCGCUCUUAUGGGUGGCAUUGGCAUUAUUCACAAUAACAUGGGGAUUGCACAGCAAGUGGAGCAAGUGAGGAAGACCAAACGGUUUGAAAACGGCUUCAUCACGGAGCCGUUUGUUCUGAAGCCAACAGACACUGUCAGCGAUGUGGAUUGCAUCAAGAAGAAAUACGGUUACAGCUCCGUGCCAAUUACCUCCACCGGGACUCUGGGAGGGAAGCUCUUGGGAAUAGUAACAUCAAGGGACCUGGAUUUUAUAACGGACCGGCAUACACAGUUAGAGGAAGUAAUGACUACCGACCUUAUCGUAGGUCACGAGCCUCUAGAUCUGGCCCAGGCGAACGAAAUAAUGCGCAAAUCGAAGAAGGGUAAAUUACCGAUUGUGAACGACCACUUCGAGCUCGUUGCUCUAGUGUCACGUCACGACUUGAAGAAGAACAGGGAUUAUCCCCUGGCAUCAAAAGACGCGAAUAAGCAAUUGCUGGUUGGCGCGGCGCUCUCUACUAGACCAGGAGAACUUGAAAGGGCAAAGGCAUUAUUGCAGGUUGGUGCAGAUGUUUUGGUCAUCGACAGCAGUCAGGGUGACUCCAUCUUCCAAACGGACCUCAUAAAGCAGCUCAAGUCCGCAUGCCCAGAGACACAGGUUAUUGGGGGAAAUGUCGUUACAGCGCGACAAGCCAAAGCCCUGAUUGACGCUGGGGUUGACGCUUUGCGUAUCGGCAUGGGAAGCGGAUCCAUUUGCACUACUCAAGUCGUUUGUGCAGUGGGGCGGGCCCAGGCAACAGCUGUGUAUCAUGUGAGCAAGUACGCGAAGGAAGUUGCGGACAUUCCUUGCAUUGCUGACGGCGGUAUCCAGAAUUCAGGGCAUGUCGUGAAGGCACUAGCCAUGGGUGCCAGCACAGUGAUGGCUGGCUCUCUCUUAGCGGCUACCGAGGAGGCCCCAGGAGCAUAUUACUUUCAUAAUGGAUCACGCGUCAAGAGCUACCGGGGCAUGGGUAGUCUGGAGGCGAUGCGUGCAGCGUCGGCCGUAGGGCAGCAGGCUAUAGUCGACGGCACAACCUCAGCCAGCCAGCAUGACAGCGGUUCUGCAGCUCGUUACUUCGCGGAAGGCCAGAAGGUUUGUGUCGCUCAGGGAGUAACAGGCUGCUUGGUGGAUAAGGGGUCCAUACGCAACCUUAUCCCUUAUGUCAUGCAAGGAGUAAAGCAUGGCCUCCAGGAUGCAGGCGUGCAAAACAUUCGGGAGCUUCAUAAACAAUUAUACUCUGGGCAGAUCCGCUUCGAUGUCCGGUGA
Molecule: messenger RNA, 1494 nt
Organism: Cyclospora cayetanensis
Lineage: Eukaryota; Apicomplexa; Conoidasida; Eucoccidiorida; Eimeriidae
Product: inosine-5'-monophosphate dehydrogenase
Exons: 8
Coding region: 1-1494 (497 amino acids)
Biological process (GO): GTP biosynthetic process
Cellular component (GO): cytoplasm
Molecular function (GO): IMP dehydrogenase activity
Source: RefSeq, a predicted model, not a curated record